UAACAUUUUUGACGGAAACAGUGCAUGGAAUAUAAAAAAUAUUUUCGAUUUCACAUUUGUGUUUUUGGAUUAGUGGAAUAGCUGGAUUAGGAAUUAAUAUAGUGGAUUCAGAAUAUAUUCUUUGGUGUCUCCCCCCUAGUUAAUAACAUUUCUCAUUCAUAGAUAAAUUUUCAGAGAUAAAUUAUAAUCUUUGUUUGCGGUUUGUUUAUUACAAAUGAUAAAAACAUUUCAACUGAUAGUCCAUGCAUCAAUAAAAGUGAACUGAUUCCACGUUCAUCAUUUCAUUUGAGUUCGUUUUACAAUAAGCACAAUUAUGUCAGUACGUCGUCCAAAAGUUUUAGUAACGCAUUCAAAAACUCCCGAAGCUGGUGUUCGACUCUUGCGUGAAAAAUGUGAGGUGAUUAUUUGUGAAGAAUUGCCGGAACCAUCGCGAGAAGAGAUAUUAACCAAAUCUCAGGGUUGUGACGGUAUUUUAUGGGCAACGCAUGAGGCAUUGAAUGCUGAAGCAUUGGAUCGUGCCGGACCCCAGUUGAAGGUGGUUUCUACCAAAUCUGCUGGAAUUGACUACGUUGAUGUGGCCGAAGUGAAACGACGUGGCAUUCCAUUAGGUUACACUCCGAAUGUAUUGAGUGAUGCUGUUGCUGAUUUGGCCAUUGGUUUGAUGGUCUCGGCUGCUCGACGCUUCCAUGAAGGUUAUUUAAAAAUCAUUAACAACCAAUGGGAAUCGAGCGACCCACAAUGGAUGCUUGGACGAGAUAUUAAAGGUGCCACCGUUGGAAUUGUUGGUUUGGGUGGUAUUGGACAAAAGAUUGUGAAUCGUUUGAAAGGCUUCAACGUUGGCACUGUUUUAUACACUGGACAUCGUGAAAAAGAUGAAGGCAAACAAUUGGGUGCUUCAUUUGUAACAUUCGAUGAACUUUUGACUCGAUCUGAUUUUGUUUUCGCUGCCUGCCCAUUGACUAGUGAAACUAAAAAUAUGUUUGACAAAAUGGCAUUUGGUAAAAUGAAACCGACUUCGGUGUUUGUUAAUGUUUCGCGCGGAGGACUGGUUGUUCAAGAUGAUUUAAUUGAAGCGUUGAAAAAUGGCACAAUAUUUUCGGCUGGUCUUGAUGUUAUGACACCAGAACCAUUAGAUCCCAAUCAUCCACUUACUAAACUGCCCAAUUGCGUAUUGGUUCCACACUUGGGAUCAGCAACAUGUAACACCAGAGACGAUAUGGCCAUUGUGGCUGCGCAAAAUGUUUUGAAUGGCAUUGAAGGAAAAUCACUUAUUUACUCCGCUUACUAAAGCAUCUUUUUUUCGAACAUUUUGAAAUUGAAUUGUUCAUUUGAAGUUCAACAAUUAUAGAACAAUAAAACUAUUUUAAAAGUAA
This is a messenger RNA of Contarinia nasturtii (swede midge), 1373 nucleotides long. RefSeq names its product glyoxylate reductase/hydroxypyruvate reductase-like. The record is from RefSeq and is a predicted model, not a curated record. NCBI's taxonomy places the organism in Eukaryota, Metazoa, Arthropoda, Insecta, Diptera, Cecidomyiidae. The transcript is spliced from 7 exons. Bases 314 to 1288 code for a protein of 324 amino acids. Gene Ontology annotation, molecular function: hydroxypyruvate reductase [NAD(P)H] activity; hydroxypyruvate reductase (NADH) activity; NAD binding. Gene Ontology annotation, cellular component: cytosol.